GCCAGACAAAGAAAGUGGUGUGCAUACCAGCUCCAGCGGCGAUGAACAGCCGGUCCAGUGGAGAAGUGGUUCCGUCUGAUCUAUGGGCUUGGCGAAAGUACGGUCAAAAACCCAUCAAAGGUUCUCCUUAUCCAAGGGGUUACUACAGAUGUAGCAGCUCAAAAGGUUGUUCAGCUAGGAAACAAGUCGAACGUAGCCGCACUGAUCCAAACAUGUUAGUCAUUACUUACACCUCUGAACAUAACCAUCCAUGGCCCACUCAACGCAAUGCUCUCGCCGGCUCCACUCGUUCCUCUUCCUCCUCCUCAUCAUACCUUUCUUCCAAAUCCUCAACCGCAACCGCAGCCACAACUACGUCUCCCUCAUCCAGGUUCUCCCAAAACAAUAAUAACAAAGACGAACACAAUAAGUCCCACUUGCCUUCUUCUUCCACUCCUCCUCCUUAUGCGGCCGCGGGGGUUAAAGAGGAGAAGGUGGAGGAGCGCCAUGACAAUAUGGAGUUCGAUAAUGACGUUGAAGAUACGUAUAGACCGGAGUUGUUGCCCGAGUUUCAACAUCAGCCGGAGGAUUUCUUCGCAAAUCUUGACGAGCUUGAGGGAGACUCUUUGAAUAUAUUGCUAUCUCACAGUAGCGGCGGAGGCAACAUGGAUAACACAACGACCAUUCCCGACGUUUUUAGCGAUUUCUUUGAUGACGACGACUCCUCAAGGUCCUUAUAAAUAUUCUAAUUAUGUAAACAUAGAAUUAUAUUAUUCUUGUGAUACGAUUGUACUAAAUGACGUAUUAGUCCUAGCGCAUGCCACCGCCGAGUAGCCAAUUAAGAGAAUUCAAGUCAUUUACAAUUCAUUUUUUUAGAUGAGAUCCAUCUAGUUCACUAAAACUCCAUUGUA
Molecule: messenger RNA, 890 nt
Organism: Camelina sativa (false flax)
Lineage: Eukaryota; Viridiplantae; Streptophyta; Magnoliopsida; Brassicales; Brassicaceae
Source: RefSeq, a predicted model, not a curated record